This is a messenger RNA of Clonostachys rhizophaga, 1611 nucleotides long. NCBI's taxonomy places the organism in Eukaryota, Fungi, Ascomycota, Sordariomycetes, Hypocreales, Bionectriaceae. The record is from the annotation of a GenBank genome assembly.
AUGGGGUUCGCCACGGCCAAGGGUACCAAUGACCCCCCUGAAGUCCGCAACUGGACGAUUCAUUUGAUCGCUCUCGUGGCAUCUAUGGCGGCGUUGUCUAUGGGCUAUGACACCGCUGUUAUUGGUGGGACAAUGGCCUUGGACUCUUUCACUGAAAGGUUUGGUCUUAAAGAUAUGCUGAGUGGAGAGCGUGAUAGCACACAAGCCAACAUCACAUCCACUUUUCAGGUCGGCUGCUUCUUCGGUUCACUUCUCACAUUUCCAUUUGCGGAAAAGUUUGGCCGCAAGAAGUCGAUCAUGCUGGCAGCGGCCAUAUUCAUCGUCGGCGGCGUGAUGAUGUGUGCUGCGAAUGGCAUUGUAGAGCUAAUCAUCGUUGGCCGAGCGAUUGGAGGUCUGGGGAUCGGAAUGGCCACGAUGACGGUCCCUGUAUACAUUGCCGAGACCGCUCCGCCCAGUAUCAGGGGUCGUCUGGUUGGUCUUUUUGAAGUUGUCUCGCAGAGCGGUGGCAUGCUCGGGUUUUGGAUCAACUACGCCACCAACCAAACGAUCGAUGUGAAAAAGGACGCACAGUGGAUUAUCCCCUUGGCUCUCCAAUGCCUCCCUGCCACUUUGUUAUUCUUUGGUAUCAUCUUCUGCCCUGAGUCACCUCGAUGGCUUGCAAAGUGCCACAACUUUGAGGAGUGCGAAAAGGUCUUGGUCAAGAUUCGCAACCUGCCUUCCGAACAUCCCUAUAUCCAAAACGAAAUAAGAGAGAUCCGCCUGCAGGUCGAAGAAAGAAGCUCCAAGAGCGACUUCAGAAACCAGUUCAAGAAGCUGUUAACCAAGGGUACUCGUAACCGUGUUGGUGCCGGGGCUUUCCUCAUGUUUCUUCAGUCAUUUACAGGAGUCAACGUCAUGACCUACUAUAGUCCUCGGAUUUUCGAGACUCUCGGCGUCACAGGAACUAGUAACAAGCUUCUAAGUACAGGUGUUUAUGGCGUUGCUAAGCUGAUAGGAAUGAUCAUGUUUGCACUUUGGGUUGUGGAGCGGGUUGGACGUCGCGGCGGCCUUCUUUGGGGCUCGUUUCUUGGUUGCUUACCGCUUUGGUACGUGGGCAGCUACGUGAAAAUAGCUGAUCCUGCAAAGAAUGCAAUCGAUGGGAACAUACAACAAAACGGAUGGGCGUAUUUCGCUAUGGUUUGCAUUUAUUUGAACGGAACAAUCAUCUGUGCAACUUGGCAGGGAAUUACUUGGACCUACGCCUCUGAGAUCUUCCCGCUUGACGUUCGCAUGAUGUGUGUGGCGAUAUCUACUGCGAUGACCUGGCUGGGCUCCUUUGUAGUGGCCCGAGCGACGCCAUACAUGAUCACAGAUCUUGGUUAUGGAACUUUCUUCAUGUUUGGAGGAUUUGUCAUUGCCAUGGGAAUCUGGGCAUACUUCUGCAUCCCUGAAACCAAGGGUGUACCGCUGGAACAUAUGGAUGCUCUAUUUUCUCGACCAACUCACAAGGCUGUAUGGAAUCAGCUUCGCAAUAGACCACUUGCUGAGACAGAUCUUGGCCUUUCCCGCGUCGAUACUUUGGAGAAGAGAAGCGUGGUGGUGCACGAUGAAGAAAAAACGAACCGUGAGUGA